Drosophila ananassae is the source of this 6076-nucleotide messenger RNA. Its product is annotated as putative protein TPRXL. NCBI's taxonomy places the organism in Eukaryota, Metazoa, Arthropoda, Insecta, Diptera, Drosophilidae. The record is from RefSeq and is a predicted model, not a curated record. Bases 1462 to 2337 code for a protein of 291 amino acids. Gene Ontology annotation, cellular component: nucleus. The transcript has 2 exons.
GUGACAAAAUGGUGUUCCCUACCAUAAUGUGACCAGUCAUGGUGAGAAUUUCGAGAGACGCGUACCGAGGCGCAAAAAAGAACGAGCGAAGAAGAUAGAAAAGGGAGAAUCGAUUAAAGUUUCUGCUUAAUAUAUUAUAUAUAUGUAAUCAUAUAUUGUAAAUGUCUUAAGUUUAAGUGAUAUAAACCAGAUAUUUGUGUAACGUUCAAUAUUUUAAUACGCGUCGGAGUACAACGAGUGAAGCUAACCGCACACAAAGAAACGGGGUACUUGCGAGCGAAUUAGGCAAAAACAAGAGCCAAAAGUUACAAAACAGAGCGCUGCGCAAUAGACGGUGGUGUACAUAGAGUUUAACUAAUACGGAAUCAGAAUCAGAAUCAGUUAAAAGUGUGAUUUUUUUGAGCCUUUGUCUGUGAGUGGAGAGAAAGCUUUAAGCGGAAUUACAUAUAUAUAUAAAAGUACGAAGCCAGCCCGUCGCCAUUUUGAAAGUGAUUUUACAAUACAUAUACAUAUACACACAGCGAACACAUACACACACACACAUACACCCAGAAAACCCAUCCAAUUUGAAAAAAAAAACAAAAAGAAAAAGAGGAAAAACCAACAAAAACACAACCAAAAUCAACUUCCGCCACAUUUUUAAAGUGAAUAUAAUCAACAAAAUCAAGGCAACUUUUAACCCAAACUCAACACAUUUUGUAUAUACAUAUAUAUAUCUCUAUAUAUAUAUAUAUAAAUAUAUAUAUAACGCUUCGGCACGUUCGGAAUCUGUAUAACAAAGUGUCGAGAAAAUCCCCGAGCAAUCGAUAACUGCGCUACUCACACACACACACAUAUAGAAGAGCCAGCCCAGAGAGCGUUCGUGUCAGAGGUCUACAGCGAAAAAGAUCAGCACGGCUUUAAAUGCGACAGCAGCAGCAGCUACUACGAGAAUUUGCAAAAUUAGAGCUAAGGAUAGCUUAACCAGAGAAAGAGAUAAAUCAACAGACUGAUUAACAAUACAUACAUUGUACGCUACAAGUUAAACUAAAGUAAAGAGCAGCUGUACAUAAGAAGCGAGACCCAGACCACGGACACCGAAGCAGAAGCAGAAGCUGAGGGGCCAGCCUACGUGCGUGCUCGCUGGAAUUUUUCAAAUUUGGAUUUUGUGGAGAAAGACGACGGACGGACGGACGGAGCAUCUUUAGCGAUAAGAACCAAAGAAGAAGAAAUACGAGCGACCCAAGCAAUCCGCCAACAAAACGACAACAAAGCGAUAGCAGAGCAGAGACACCGAGUUUGGUUUCGAUUUAUAAACAAAAACAGAAAAAAAAAAAGAAAAAUAAUUGAUUUAAGUGCGUGUGAUAUUUAACGUUAAGCAUUAAUUUAGCGAAGCAACCAAAAACAAAACAAAAACAAAAAAGGCAAAAAGAGCAGAAAUUUUAAUAGAAGAGGAGUGAGAGAGACGACGACGAAAUUACUAUGACAUACUCGCACAAUAGCGUUAGGAACAACAUCAGAAUGACAACCGCAGCCGCCACCAAGUCCAUACGAUUGAAAAAGGGAGCAGCAUCCAACGCUGCAUCCCCCUCGGUAGCAUCAUCAUCAUCCCCAUCCCCGACAUCCGUAUCAGCAUCCUCGCCAGUCACGCCCUUGGUAACUGCACAUUCCAACAGUAUUGCCAGCAGUACAAACAUUACACCCAACAACUCCAAUUUGUUGAGCUCCUCCUCGCCCACUAGCUGCACCCCAAUCCUGUCCGGCCUCUCCACGCCGAACAAUCAGCAACAGCGGCCCAGGCAGUCCCAGUCCCAGUCCGCCGGAUCCCAGCGCCGUCAGCAGCAGCAGCAGCAGCGGCAAUCACCACCGCAGCAAGGCGGCGGCGGCGGCGGAGCCUUCUUUUUUGCCAACAACAACAGGAGGAAUGGAGGAGGACGAUCUCCACAGGGAUCAGUUGCAGUGCGCCAGUCGCCAGCCACCAUUCUGGGCGGAGGUUUCUCGCCAACCAUGGUGGCGGCCGCUGGGGGAUCGGCUCGGAAGCAGCGCAAGAGCCCGCCACUGGGUGGAAAGGUUUCGCCCCAGACUAUGCAGCAGCAGCAGCACCCACUCAUACCCACCGCACUGACGCAUUUUGCGGGCAGCAAGUGUUUCGACGCCCCGGCUCCUACGGCACUCCCAAAGCCACCCCAGCACUGGACUCUGUCCAAGUCGGAGGAGAAGCCGGCGAGGCCAAUGGCGGCGAUGUCGUUGCCCAAGUUCCAGAUGCCGCUGAUGCCGAUGGUGCGUUCAUCGAAGCGCAAUCUCCUCGACGAGUUCGACACGCACAAUCUGAAGCUCCUUCUGAACGUGCAGUCGUAACCUUGGCGCUGGAGGAUCCGAGUCCUGGCGGCAGCAGUAUCCGGAAACGGAGCGAGUGGAUUGAGAAACAACCGACCGACAAAUAUGGAUUGAACCCCGGUGGACCCCGAACCCGUCAACGAGAUGCAAAAAAAAAAAUACAAGAAAUGAGAAAAAUAAAAUGAUACAAAAAAAAUAAACAGAAAUAAAAUAAAAGAAAAAAAGCAAAAUGAAAAAAAAAACCUUCAAAAAAAAAAAACGAAAACAUUUCAACUGAAAAAUUGAACUUUUUUAAACAACAAAAAAAAAAAAAAACCAAAACAAAAAAAGAAAAGAAAGAAAAGCGUAAAAAAAGAGUAAUGUUUGUGAUCUCAAGUGUGUAUCAUAAAACAAGAGCCCAUAUUCGAGAAGCUAUAUGGGGGAGAAGGAGGAGAACUGUUUCAAGCAAAAAUGAAAAUAAAAUCAAUACACAAACAACUAUCCUCACACAAUCGAUAAAACCAACAACAACAACGACAAGACAACAAAUAAAUAGUAAAAAACAACAAAUAAAAAAUGCAAAAUUCCCCGCUAAACAGAAAAGAAAAAAAAAACACAAUCCUCAGCAGACCCUUUGCCAACUUCAAAAUGCAAACUUUAAAAAAAAAAAAACCAAAAGCCAAUCGACGACAAACUGAAACUUAAAACCGAAAAAUGGUAACCGGAAACUGGAAUCAGGAAUCUGGAAUCUGGAAACCGGAACAACAAUCAAUCGACGCCUGGCUAAAAAAAGAAAAGAAAAGAGAGAAAAAAGAAAGGAAGAAUGUAAAGAGAGUAUGGAUGGGAAUGAAAAUGAAAAUUAGAUGAAAGGGAAGAUAAACUUUGUAUGUCUAACAACGGAUACUUCACAACUGAACAUUGUUUUAAACGUGAUACGCAAAUAGACUUGAAAAUUAACUAAUAAGUAAAAUUAAAAGUAUAAUCAUAUUUAUGAGUAAUUCAAAAAAUGGACGCUAGAAGCGCAGCAUAAAGUACAGUUUAUGUUUAUCCCCCUAAAAGCGGACAAAAUGUGCAACGUACCUUAAAUCUUAAAUAAAAAAUUGUAAUAAAUUAAAAAAAAAAAAACAAAAUAAUGCUGACUUAACAGAAGAGACACGAUAAUAACUAAAGAACUAAAUAAUAACAUAAAAAUCGUAUACCCACCAAAUCACAAAGACUAAUUCAACAAAAAACAAAAAAAAAAGGAAAAAAAAAAUACAAAAAACUACGUAAACUCAGAGUAGCAGCCGACGUCAACGCCAACGCCGACGCCGCAGCAGCAGAGCAGCCAACGGCGAGAUCAGCAGCGACGCAGCAGAGCAGCAGCGCAGGCAAAACAGGCAACUGCCUUGCCAGAACAACCAACCUCUCCUCUACCUUAAGAUAGAAAUUCACGUAUUGCAAUUUGACCUACCUAGAUACUUCCAUUAUUUUUAGUUAAUUGUCGCGAAAGAAAAGUUACCAAGUACCAAUUGCCCAAAAUUAAAAAAUUAAUAAUAAUAUUUAAGCCAUGACCCCCUCACCCCCCGAAACAUGCUUACUUUAAUAAUUAAUUCUUAAACUUUAAUUGUGAAAGGCUUUAACAAAUUCUAAUUUAAACAUUCUUGAAUUGUAAAUAGAAGGCGGAACAAUGCUUAAAAUGUUCAAAUAAAAUUUUAUAAACGAAAACGAUGUAAAUCGAUUUAAAAAACAAAAUGUAAGAAUAAGAACGAUAAGAGUGUUAACAUCAAAUACUUGCAAUUAAGAAUGUGUAAUGGCGAUUUUGAAAUAGCAAAUAGGCGCAAGCAAGAUUUUAUUUAUCAAAAAAAAAAAAAGAAGAAAUAUUUUUGAUCUUGCGCUUGGCGUGUGAGAAACUAAUUGUGAAAACGAUCUAACUUAUAUAUUCUUAACAAGUUUCAAUUCCAAAGCGAAAUGAAAGUUGGAGGAGUGAUGAUAGUAGUAGAUGUCGCUAGAAUAGGGAAUGAGAAAUGAACUACUUUGUUAACUAUUCGUUGAUGCUCAAUACUGAAACACUUGAACCCAGUACCUUAUUUUCAUUAUUAGCAUUACUUAUUAAUUGUUAACAUUGAUAUGUAUGUAAAUUAUUUAAGCAUCCCUCUCCCACCCACCACCACCCAUCCACAAUCCCCUACCCAGUACCGCCCCCUCAGAAAAUCCAAAGUUAUUUGUGUUUUACGUGAGAAUGAGAGAGAAAUAGAGAGUUAGAGAGAGAGAGAGAACAGGGCAGCGUGAGUUUUUGUAUUUUUUAGUUUUUUUUUUUUAUUGUCAUGUGAAUUGUCCUAAAUGUGAUGAGCCAAAAAGAAAAAAAAAGUUGAGAAAAAAAACUCCCAUUAUUAAUAUGGAAGUGGAAAUGCCCAGAAAUAAGCACACUUGAGUUUUGUUUGCGCAUAUUGUUUAACUUCCUGAAAGAGCUAAGAUAUAAUAUAAAGAACCAUGAAGAGAGCCAACAACCACAAGGCUCUCGAUAAUAAUGAUAGUUUUAAAAAAAAUGUUGAAAUGAAAAGCCAAAAAGUCAAGCACCGUUUAGGUAUACUGAACAAUUUGUCAUAUAUUGGUAGCUUUAAAGCUUGUAUCUUCAAGUUACACACCAACACACACACCUCCAUCACCCCACUCCACACACACAUAUACCUUCCUACUACUUAGAGUAUUGAAUAAGGCCGAAGGUGACCCGAGCAGUGCUCAGGAAUAGCCCCAGCCUCACUCCCCUUCCCCCCCCUCAUAAAAAACAGAUGAAGAACUCUAGAACCUGUCGCGCAGAAUUUUGCAUUUUUUUAAGUGUAAGCCUAACGUUUGUUACUUACUGGAGUUAAAUUUAAGCAGAGAGAGAAAGGAAGGAGAACGCUUAGAUUUCAUUAAAGAGAAAAUAUACAAAAGCCUAAUUCUAAUUCUUAUAAAAAACAAAAAAAAUAAAAUGAAAGCCUAAAAACAGACCAAAACCAGGCCAGGCCACCCAGCUCUGCCUUGAACUGCGUGCACACGAGCUUUGAACCGCCGAAUUUUUCAACACCAAUCAGUACAAAUUAAUUUCCAUUUUAAAGCAACCGAGCCCGGCCAAGAUCACAGAGGCUCUCGACCCGAGUUCAAUGCGUGUGUGCCGCCAUCCAAGGCAACUGCGGCGGCCGACGCCGUCCCCCCCCUUGAAAGAAAUUCAAUUUUAAUUUAAAAAGCGCAACGACGAUUCGAAACAACUACUUUAUUGGAGUUCGAAUAUUAAUUUUACCCAUUAUUGUUUAAGCCAAAAGAUUCGUCGUUCUAAAAUGAAAAAAAGUAAAAAGUAAGCAAGCAGCCAAGCACUAAAUAUUUUAAUUAAUUUCCCAUUGAUCUAAUUUACAAUUUAAUUUGCAAUUUUUUGUGAUACUUUGCUAUAUUUUUAAACCUGGAAUAUAUACAAAACUGAAGGAAAAGUAAAAUUAAUUAACCCACACAAUUGCCGUCUAUGGACCAUUAGGAUGAGUACGAUUAUGAAGAGAGAAGAAAAAAAUUGCUAAUCAAUACUGUAAUUAUAGAAACGAUUGUUAAAAUAAAAUCAGAUGAAAGAAAAACAUUUAAAGCAAUAUUGGUAUUGUGUUAAAACCAAGUCAACUUGUAACAUUUGAAAGAAGAAAAAAAAACAAAUAUUUGAAAAAGAAAUCAACCCUCAACCAACCACAAAGCAAUAGAAAAAAUAAACAAUUGUACACGGCUUUCGUAAAGUGAUUUAUUAAAGCCUUGUAUAAUUAAGAAAAACAACAAAUUUGUG